AGACAAUGAGAGACAGAGAGCAUGAGAGGGAGGAGGGUCAGAGGGAGAAGCAGACUCCCUGCUGAGCAGGGAGCCUGAUGUGGGACUCGAUUCCAGGACUCCAGGACCAUGACCUGAGCCGAAGGCAGUCGCUUAACCAACUGAGCCACCCAGGCGCCCCCAUCCCUGAUUUCUGCCCCUCAAGUAGCCCUAUCCUGACUCUCACUUCCCUUAUUCAUCACAGUCCCAAACUAGAGUGCUUAUUUGUGCACUUAAUGCCCGUCAAAGGAGCUGGUUGGUGCUUGUCUCAGGAGGUGAGAGGGGUGGGGUGCCUCAACCCUUGCCUGGCUCUCUGGCGUCAUGGAUACCGGUUCUGGGGCAUUCUGUCCCACACUGGCUCAUGAUCUCUCCUCGCCAGGAAUCUAGCCCCCUUGCAAGAGCAUCCUCUCGGGGGGCUGCUCAGGGUCAGGCUGACAAGCUUCCCCACCCGGGAAGUGCUUGUGCAUGCACGCGCGCGCACACACACACACAUACACGCAUGCAUCUGCGUGCUCCACGGGCGCACACAGGAAUGCACGCGGCCUCCGCCCGCACCCAAGCGCACGCGUCUCCAGCUGGUCCCUCCGCACCCCUGGCUGGCACCCCCGCCCCGGGCCCAGGGGGCCUUCUCAGCCGUGCCGCGUUCCCUCCUGCUGCAGCUCAGAGACCCGAUGUGGGCGGCGAGGCCACGGGCACCCCCAUCAACCACUCCCAGACGCUGCUCCAGCGCUUGCAGGAGCUGCUAAGGCAGGGCAACGCCAGCGACGUGGUUCUGCGGGUGCAGGCGGCGGGUACCGACGAGGUCCGCGUCUUCCACACACACCGCCUGCUGCUCGGCCUGCACAGCGAGCUGUUUCGGGAGCUGCUGAGGAACCAGAGCGAGGUGGCGCUUCAGGAGCCCCGGGAUUGUGCUGCCGUCUUCGACAAGUUCAUCAGGUACCUCUACUGCGGGGAGCUGACCGUGCUGCUGGCCCAGGCCAUCCCCCUGCACAGGCUGGCCACCAAGUACGGCGUGGCCUCCCUGCAGCGCGGCGUGGCCGACUACAUGCGCGCGCACCUGGCGGGCGGCGCGGGCCCGGCGGUGGGCUGGUACCACUACGCGGUGAGCACCGGGGACGAGGCCCUGCGCCAGAGCUGCUUGCAGUUCCUGGCCUGGAACCUGUCGGCCGUGGCGGCGAGCGCCGAGUGGGGCGCCGUGAGCCCCGAGCUGCUGGCGCAGCUCCUGCCGCGCUCGGACCUGGUGCUGCAGGACGAGCUGGAGCUGUUCCACGCGCUCGAGGCGUGGCUGGGCCGCACCCGGCCGCCCCCCGCCGUGGCCGAGCGCGCGCUGCGGGCCAUCCGCUACCCCAUGAUCCCGCCGGCGCAGCUGUUCCAGCUGCAGGCGCGCUCGGCGGCCCUGGCGCGCCACGGCGAGGCGGUGGCCGACCUGCUGCUGCAGGCCUACCAGUUCCACGCCGCCUCGCCGCUGCACUUCGCCAAGUUCUUCGACGUCAACGGCAGCGCCUUCCUGCCCCGCAACUACCUCGCGCCCGCCUGGGGCGCCCCGUGGGUCAUCAACAACCCGGCCCGCGACGACCGCAGCACCAGCUUCCAGACGCAGCUGGGCCCGAGCGGCCACGACGCGGGCCGCCGGGUCACGUGGAACGUGCUCUUCUCGCCGCGCUGGCUGCCCGUCAGCCUGCGGCCCGUCUACGCGGACACCGCGGGCCCCGCGCUGCCCGCCGCGCGCCCGGAGGACGGCCGGCCGCGCCUGGUGGUCACGCCGGCCAGCAGCGGCGGCGACGCGGCGGGCGUGAGCUUCCAGAAGACCGUGCUGGUCGGGGCGCGCCAGCAUGGCCGCCUGCUGGUCCGCCACGCCUACAGCUUCCACCAGAGCAGCGAGGAGGCGGGCGACUUCCUGGCGCACGCCGACCUGCAGCGGCGCAACUCCGAGUACCUGGUGGAGAACGCCCUGCACCUGCACCUCAUCGUCAAGCCCGUCUACCACACCCUCAUCCGGACCCCCAAGUAGCCCAGCGGGGCCGGGGCGGGGACGCCUCCGGAGUGGGAAACAGACGCCUGGCAUGGGUGGCCCCCCGGGGUCGGGGGGGGGGUGCUGGCGAAUGGAGGUGCCUACACUGGCCCCCUGGGUGGCCAGGUGCCAGCGGCCUUGGAGCUGGGGUGGAGGCCAGGUGAGGGGUGGUAGAGCAGGUGCCUGGUUUCAGGAGCUGAUUUCGCCGCUGCCUUGAAGGCCGCGCUCUUGGUUGAAUAAACCGAUGCUCAGAGAGCUGAGGGGAUGAUUGAACCACCCAGCUCCCAGGUAGAAACAGCCCCAGGAGGGUCCCAAAGGUGUGGGGGUCCUUUAUCUUUCGUUAGCUUUUCCCGAGGGUUCCCCACCCCCACAUGGAACG
Messenger RNA from Mirounga angustirostris (Northern elephant seal), 2408 nucleotides. RefSeq names its product BTB domain containing 17 (gene BTBD17). NCBI's taxonomy places the organism in Eukaryota, Metazoa, Chordata, Mammalia, Carnivora, Phocidae. The record is from RefSeq and is a predicted model, not a curated record. Gene Ontology annotation, molecular function: protein binding. Bases 380 to 2029 code for a protein of 549 amino acids. The transcript is spliced from 2 exons.